This is a messenger RNA of Vollenhovia emeryi, 3653 nucleotides long. It is a transcript of the gene Mat1, whose product is annotated as CDK-activating kinase assembly factor MAT1. The record is from RefSeq and is a predicted model, not a curated record. Lineage: Eukaryota; Metazoa; Arthropoda; Insecta; Hymenoptera; Formicidae. The transcript has 3 exons. The coding region runs from base 383 to 1351 and encodes 322 amino acids. Gene Ontology annotation, cellular component: transcription factor TFIIH holo complex. Gene Ontology annotation, molecular function: cyclin-dependent protein serine/threonine kinase activator activity. Gene Ontology annotation, biological process: regulation of transcription by RNA polymerase II; positive regulation of cyclin-dependent protein serine/threonine kinase activity; nucleotide-excision repair.
CUGUUGCAUAAUUGACAAAGGCAAGCGCGUUCACCAAACGGAGAGCAAACAAAGCGGAAAAUGUACAAUUUCAAGAGAACGGAAAACAAGUGUUUGCGCAACGAAAUUUGUUUUCGAGAAAUUUAAUUUCCUUCAAAAUUAAAGUUGCAUUACUCGAUGCCAACCUAUCGAUAGUCGGGGUUCGAUAGCGUUCGAGAGAAGCAGCUUCAGGUUGUGCAGGUUAUGUUGCCAGUGUGGCGUGGUUCGCGCGCGCGGCCGUGAGCAACGUUGUCCGAGUACGAUGUUAGAACGUAACGUCAGGUAGUUCGCAGGUGGCAGUUGACUGUGCCGACCGCUUGCUUUAAUUCAUAUUUCCGUGCGAGAAACGACAGCGUCGACAACGAUGGACGAUCAAGCGUGCCCGCGGUGUAAGACCACCAAGUACCGGAAUCCAUCACUGAAGAUGAUGGUGAACGUCUGCGGCCACACAUUGUGCGAGAGCUGCGUGGACCUGCUCUUUUUGAAAGGCUCCGGGUCCUGUCCAGAAUGCAAGAUUCCACUGAGGCGAACGAACUUUAGGAUUCAAAUGUUCGAGGAUUCUAUGGUGGAGAAGGAAGUGAAUAUAAGGAAGCGUAUCCUACGGGAUUUUAAUAAGAAGGAGGAGGACUUUGCCACAUUAAGGGAGUACAACGAUUAUUUAGAGGAAAUCGAGACGAUAAUAUACAACCUGGCCAAUAAUAUCGACACAAUUGAGAUGAACAAGAAGAUAGAGCAGUAUAAAAAGGACAACAAGGAGCAAAUAGCGAAGAGUAAACUGAAGCUUGGCAGAAACGAGUAUGAACUGGAGGAGAUGAUAGAAUUGGAGAGACAGAAGGAGGAGGAAAGGAGGAUAGAGUUUGUCAAGGAGGAGGUCGAGGCGAAGAAGAAAAAGAUUCGCGAGAAGGAAGCGCUGAUCGACGAGCUGAUGUUCUCCGACGCGAAUGCGAAAAAUAUCGUCGAGUCGUUCACUACCGCGAUACAGGCCCAGAAGAAGGAGGCGAAAGCUGCCCAAGCCGCCACCGUUAGGGCGACUCAGUUCAGCACGGGAAUUAAAUUUGGUAAUCAGGGAAAUCAGAACUACUCGGUGCCAAAGAUAGAAGAGGGGCCUCUCUACACUUACACGCCUAUCCGGCAGCAGGUGGAAGGCCCGUCGCCGCCUAACUGGCGAGAGCUUCAAGCUCGCGGAUACGUCUCGCACAUACGUAACGAAUGUCAGAUGGAGAGAGCGGGUGGAUUCAGAGCACACGUCGCGUGCCUACGAGCGUUGCAGGAAGCGAUGGCCGGCUUGUAUCACAAUCCAUCGCAACGGCAAGCGGAAUUCGCGACUGUAUGACCACGCAAGAUAUUUUCAACAACGAAUGUGAUAUGCCCCUGUUUGUCCUAACUUUUUCAGUUGAAACAUCAAAUUACUUCUUCAAUUAGCUGUCGAAUUAAGAUCAUUGUGGUUUGUCACACACAUGUUGUCAAUGUCAACGUCGGAAUUUGUCGUGCAGUGACAGUGCCUUGAGUAUAAAUUGAUGCGUAUAUGACACAUUAUAGCUCAUAUUGCCAAAGCACUUCUGUCGUCAGAGAGAUAAUUUUCUGCUCUGUUAAAUGUAUAUACAUAUAUAUAUAUCAUUUUUAAGAUGAUUUUGUUAUUUAGUUAAAAUAUCGUAUUUAGAGUGGUAUAUAUUCCUUUUUGCGAUCAGAGGUAAUGGCAGUUUUUCCGAAACAAAAACACACUCUAUUACGCUUAACGAAAUGCAAUGUAAAAUUAAUAUUGUUACUGGCAUCGAAAUAUUGUGUAAUAUAUGUAUAUGAAUAUAUAUUACAUAAUAUAUAAUUCUGAAAGAAAUAUAAUAAACUUUUGUGAUUUAUACGUCGGUGUUGUUUGCGGGAAAAAGAUGGCCCCAUUUAUACUUUGAAUUAUUUGUAAUUUAUCUCAAUUUUCACUUUAAUAAUUUAUCAUUAUUGUGGCUUGUAAUCAAAUGCUUUUCAAACCCUUAUCUACUGUUGCUCGUAUAAAUUUCUCUAUCAGCUCCACAGAUGGCAGCGUUAGCCUCGUAAUAUAUUAAGAGGCAAAAAUUGGCAAACAGGCUUGCCAAAAAAAUGCCAAUAGGCUUUUUUCUCGAUAAAAACAUGGACCAGAAAUGUCAAAUAGGUGCCUGUUUCUACUAGCUGUAUUUCACUUUUUUAACAAAAACAAGAAACAAAAAUGUUAUCACCAAAAUGUAUAAGACGCAGGAAGCAUAUUUUUCUAAAUAGCUAAUUUAUGGAAAAAUUUGACAUAAAUAUUAACGAGAAAUGUUACAAAGUUAUUAGAAUUUGUAUGAAAAAACAUACAGUGGUAACGAAAUGAUUUUUCUACGUUAUUCCACGACAGCCAAAAUAAAUGUUCAUUUAGUUUAAUCUUUACUUUCCUAAACUUUUAAAUUUUCCAGAGAGCUUUUGUGUUCGAGUUUAUUUUAACGGUUUCAAUUAGUAAGUUCAAUAAAUAAAUUACAUAAAUAUUUCCGUUGAUAAGUAAAUAUUAAAAUAUAAAUGAAUUCCGUUAUGUUAUUGUAGCGAGAAAACACAGGACCUUUAAUUGUUUGUAUAUUUUUGUUUAAAAAUAACAUGAAAUGUGAUUUUCACUUUCCGUACGCCAGAUUAAAUAUUAUCGCGUUUCAAAAAAAUACAUCGUAACAUACACCAGUACGCUCUCUCGAUUAUCGCAAUGGCAUAUGCGUCGCUUUGUUUCGUAACUUGUAAUUUGCUGUUAUAUAAAUGAAAAGUGGAAUAAUUUUGGUAAAUCCGAGUCUAAUGCAGAAAUUAUCUUUAUGCUUACCACAUGUAAUAACGGAUAAAAUUUGCAUAUCUAUAUCUUAAUAGCAUUGAGACUAAAAGUGGUGGAACACAAAUCUCGUAAUAUGACAUCAUGAUGAUGUCAUAAUGACUUUAUUCAUCACUUGACAAUUAUAUCAACGUCACUUCAAUGUUACUUUGAUGUCGUCAUGAUCUCUCGUUCUACUUGAGUACCUAUCGAGGUUUCAUUUCCACGGUAAUGUUACAAAUUAUGCGUUACACACAACGCGAGCGUAGCUCGAGAUGCGUAGAAGAAAUCACAGAUUAGAAAUCGUUAAUCUUUAUCGAGCGCGUGAUAAAAUUAAAACUUACAAUUCGAAAAAUAGCGACCUUGAUUUGAAUUAAUAUUUAUCGCCGAAGUUGAUUAUUCAAAUUAAUCUUGAUCAUAUAAAAUACUUACAAUUAUAUAUAAUUCGGUGGUUUCAAAAUUUUUUCAAUUUUAAACGAUUGUUAUGUACAAUUCGGUGAUGUGACAUUUGAUAUAAUUGUUAUUUAAACACGAGUUUAGGUUUGUGUAUGAAGAAAGCGAAGUGCAUUGAAAUACCUUCGGUUUGGAUAACGAUAGAUAUUUACGAUAUCAGUAUUGAUUAAACAAUGCUAUUCGUGACUGGGAAAUAACGAAACGAUUGGUCCGUCAAGGAAAAUCUUUCAUUUCCAUUAUUGUAAUGACGAGAAUAAUUUCGCUGUUAUAAUUAUAUCAAUAUGUAACUCAUUUUAUGGAUAACACAACGUACGCGCUGAGUACGGUAUAACUUUGCAUAAAUAAAUGUAACGUUAAAGUUACAAUAUAAAAGUCCACUUCGUUUUCAAAA